This is a messenger RNA of Cuscuta campestris, 1162 nucleotides long. NCBI's taxonomy places the organism in Eukaryota, Viridiplantae, Streptophyta, Magnoliopsida, Solanales, Convolvulaceae. The record is from the annotation of a GenBank genome assembly.
GUAAGCAUACAUGAAAUACAAUUUACAUGAUGUUGUGUGGUGAGUUUGCCGUGUUAUGUGGUGAGCUUGACGUCAUCUCACUAAUCCUCUCAGACCAUUACUACUACUAUUGAACCAAACGCGCCCUUAACUUUAUAGCUCCCUUCCCUUCCCCCCUGCCCACCCAAAUCCGAGAACUCCGAGGGGGAUGAUGGGCUGUCUAUUGUGGGCCUUGCCGCCGAGCCCACUCAUCUCACCGUGGACACAGUCUACUCACAAACCUCCGCGGCAUCAGCAAAACAACAUAGUCGCCGCCAAUCGGUCCUCUCGAUCACCGCCGCAACAGAAGAAUCAAAUCUCUCGCAAAUCCGUCGUCUCUGCGGCCAUCGCCGUCUUGCUAUUCACUCCACCCGUUAAUGCAGGAUUGCUGUCGGGUUUUGGUGGGAUGGAAUCAAUCCACGGGCCAGAUUUACCUCAAAUUGAUUUCCUCAAUCGCUUGAACGAAGAAAACCAGAAAAGGUAUGCAGAUGAUGAUGCCAGAUUCAAAGAGUCUCCAUUGCUUAAACAGCUGCUUGAGAAAUCCAAGCUAAAUAAAGAGAAAAACCGACGGGCGAUACAAGACAAGUAUUGUAUCCGUGGGGCCGAGUGGGGAAUCGGGGAUUGCUCUACCGCGGGGAUGUCACAGGAAGACAGGGAAAACUUCAUUUCUGCGUUGAAGCAGAAGGCGGGAGUAGUCGACUAAAGAACAUCAGUUUUCACAUAUUAGUUCGCCGAGGUCUUUUGGGCCUAAUGAGGGAAUCCCUUAUUCCAAGAAUGGUGCAAACUACUGCAAAACCCAUUUUUAGAAUGGUGUCUGCUAUUUAUUUGUAAAUAGCAAAGAUUUUUAUGUGGUACACAACUGCUACUACAUGAUAUCAACCUGCUUUGGUGUUUGUUGUUUUCUCUUACAUUCACCUCUUAAUGAUGUUCUUAUUCCUUGGGGACACUUCUUUCCACAUUAAGAGCCUUAAUUAGCCCUUUCUGGCUACUGCAUGGUGUUCAUGCCUUUUAAAGUGUACUCCCUCUGUCCCAAUGUAUCCGUCUAGUUUGACUUUUUUUGAGUCAAAUUGGACAAAUUUUAAUCAUCAAUUAGUCUCAAUUUAUAGUGAAUAUUAGCAUAACGAAAUAAAAUUUUAAUAGUUCU